AAGACCGAUCUUUCUUUGGCUGAAAUGACGUUGGCUGGAUGACGUCGGUGGGAGAGAUACUACAAGUCUCUGCUCACGUGUAAUGUCUCUGAUAGUAGGAUAAUCCGCUCCGAUACGGAUGGGGGACAGCAACACACGCGCGUUUUUUUUGGAAGGAGGUAGCGAUCCAUAGCCGCCUAGCAAAGGUUGUUUCAUCCCGACGGCCGGACCAGAUGAUCGUAUGAAAGAUCCUCUGAUAGCGCGGAGAAAAAGGAAAGACUUUUGAUAUGGGUCUUCCUGUAGAUAUACAUGUGCCUUGACGGGUUCCUUGUCCCUUUGAUAUCGGGUUAAUGGGGAGCAUGACGGUAAGCCUCUCCAAAAUUUAAAGCCUUUGACAAACAUCAUUUCCCUGCGCUGCAGGUUUCCGCUAGGCUUCCACAUAUUUCUGGCCAUGUACGCUCAUCAGCAAACCAGUGCUAGCGUGAUCCGCCAAUGGAUCAAGACUGUCUUUCGGAAACAUCAAUUAGAGGAUGGAAGAUGCUCUGACACACAACGAGAUGUCCACACAUUUGUGUCGAUUCACUCAGUCACCGAUACGAAAGAACUACGCGAACAUGUUGAAAAGGCUGGCUUCCGACCACGACCAAAAUCAGCGGCUUUACGGAAGGAGGUUUACGUCCAUCAUCAAAAGGCUGGAUUUCGGCAACGCCCAAACUGUGCAAAAAUGUUGCUCGCACGGCACACCCGCAAGAUGGGCAUUCCUGCGCAGUCUGUAGUUCGAUCUCCCUCACUUUCCCUCCCAAGAUCAGGCAACCCUGGAAGUAUUCACCGCAGCCGCUCCUGUAUUCGGAGCCUUUCUCAAGUAUGUCCGAUAUAAGUAGUUCUAAUAUUGUUGAUUAUGUGGAUGUUGUAGUACAUAGAUUAAGUUUACUGAAUGUUUGUAAAUAUAUAACAGUCCUACAGUAUCAGAUA
This is a messenger RNA of Spizellomyces punctatus DAOM BR117, 951 nucleotides long. RefSeq lists its product as uncharacterized. NCBI's taxonomy places the organism in Eukaryota, Fungi, Chytridiomycota, Chytridiomycetes, Spizellomycetales, Spizellomycetaceae. Bases 431 to 856 code for a protein of 141 amino acids. The record is from RefSeq and is a predicted model, not a curated record. The transcript has a single exon.